Molecule: messenger RNA, 1444 nt
Organism: Trichoderma atroviride IMI 206040
Lineage: Eukaryota; Fungi; Ascomycota; Sordariomycetes; Hypocreales; Hypocreaceae
Source: RefSeq, a predicted model, not a curated record
CAUUAGAGGUCUAUAUCAAGAGCUUCCCUGCAUCACCUGGAGAGCUUUGCAUCCUCAUAGCUCGAAGCCUCUUUUGCAAGAGGCCGACGACGUUGUGUCUGCCGUGCGACCCCCUAAUAAACCAGGCAGUGGCGAAUCCUCCCUCCCUAAGGCUAAUCCUCUCCAUCGCCCCAAGACCAUAGCACAUACACACGCGCACUCACCUUGCUAUUGCCCAAGAGCAAAUAUCUCCUACGAAAGAUGGACUCGUCGAAAACCUACAGCGGCCCGGGAAAGCAGGCGAUGCAAUAUGAGUCACCCGAAGCGCUGCUGGACGUGUUCAAGGCCGCGGCGCUAUCCGUGACGCAGCUUUACAAGACAUCUGCCAAAGCAGAGGCACGCGCUCGCGUUGACGGAUACCAAGACUGUUUGGACGACCUCCUCCUCUUCCUUGAUAAGCAAAGCAUUGGCUUGGACGAUGGCGAGGGCUGGAGGAUAAGAAGAUGGGCUACAGAGAGGCUUGAUGGUCGAGAGGCAGGACAUCAGAGCACUGAGAGCGAAGACGAGACCGACAAGGGCGAGAGAAAUACGUCUCCUGAGACUUCUCGGGCUAGUGCCGAACCAUCAGCGUCUACAUCAGCUCCGAUCCAAUCUCGAACACACUCACCUGCCGAGGCCGCUGCCGUACCUGCCGCUGCCAUCCCUGCGCCUCCUCCUAUGAACGCAGAACCAACCCAUUUUGUUAUACCGACACAAGAAGCCUUCACCUUCCACUCGACGUAUCCCAACAUCGCCACCCUGGACCUGUCAGACCCACGCCCGCAGGACGUAUCUUCUUUCCCGCCGUCAUUCAGUUCCAAGUUCGGAUCGAGUUCUUCGAGGAACGGCCCUCGAUCUUCAUCACAUCAUAGCCGGGGAGCAGGAGCGAAGCGAAAGAUGGACUUUGACGACUUUUUUGGUGGCUGUUUUGACAGCAAAGACUCAGCCGGCAACGGAAGCAAACGCAGUCGACACACAUGACUGCUAUUUCUUGUUUUGUUUUAAAUCGUAUCAUUUUCUACCGGCGAUCACCAUGUCAAUCAGGUACAAUAUUUCAUAUACAUUCGGAUGGGAACACAGGGCAACUGCGGGACAUGGGAGGGAGGUAGCAUAGAUACCAAAGGCGUUUUUCCUUUUUUUUCCAUUCUACCUGUCUAUUUAUUUUGGAACGGUUGAAUCCGCAUUGAUGGCGUAAGUGUUGAAGAGUUCUCAUCAUACAUAUCUGGAGUUUGUCUCGAAUAGAAGGAAUGGAUGGGAGUAAUCUAGGUACUAGUGCCAUAAUCAGAGCUUGUCUAUCAGCUCUGCAAUGUCUGGACACACGGGUUUUGCUUUAGGAGGCCAUUCAUAGUGCAUAUAUUAAACGCAACAGUUGUACAUAAAUCGAACAAUUUUUUUUUUCUCAUAUGAUGUUUACUCAUUUAUCGAA